UUUCUUCUCAUUCAUUCCGUUCAUCACUCUCCACUCCACCCUCCCACUUCCUCAUUCCUGAGGAUCCUCAUGACUCUUUCCAUCUGAGCAGAUCCUUCUUCCACUAUACUACUAUUCUGCCCUACUCACACCCCACUUCGCAUUUCACACCAACCUCCCCCUCCCCUCCUCCUCCCCUUCACACCAAACCCCCCUUCCUUCACUACCACGCGCAGAUCACAUCUUCUCCCCCUCCACCUCCAUUCCGCACCCUCACUAUCUCUCAUUUCCUGCAGCAACUGUGCUCGUGUCCGCGGAGUGAACGACUAGCGCGAACGCGAGUGCAGACCAGGGAAUUCAACGCUCGCCGUCAAUGUCAAAGUCAGGGGCACCAUCUGCCUCGGCUUCAGCGUCCGUCUCGAGCCAUGAUCCCCACUCGCUGCCCCCGAACGUCAAGGGUCUCAUCCAGCGAUACCUAGCCGUCUCUCUCCCGACCAUCACCCUGACCCCCGAAGUGAUCGAUGUGCUCGACAGAUCAGAGGUCUUGAUCCCCUCUAGGAUUCAAGUCACCAUGCGCUGGUGGAAGGAGGACACAGCCAGCUCCCUCUCUGUGUAUCCAAAACUGAACAGCCCUCUUCCCGAAGCAAUUGAGCGGCGACAGGCUAUGCUUCAACGACGGAAGGACCUGGAAAAGCAACAGCAACAUCAGAAGCUCCUUCAGCAGCAGCGAGAGAGGCAGCAACAGCACUUGGCGCCAGGAACUCUGCACCAUCAUCGUAGCCACGACCUCUUGCACGCACAGCCUUCGACAUCAUCAGCCCAUCUUUCUCAGGCUCAGGUACCGACACAAAAUCUGACACAAACGCAGGCUCACUCUCCCACUUCGCCACGCGCAUCUCCAUUCUUGAAGCGACCCUGGGCAGGAGCCCGCCUACUGAAUGUCUUCCGCAGAUCAAAGUCCAAGUCCAAGGAGCCAUCACCCGCCCCAGGAACCAGCGGUGCAGAUACUAGGGCCUCAGAGGGCCUCACACCCACACCUACACCCACGCCCACGCCUACCCACCACGACGAUCUUGUCUCCAGCAGUCGCGUGGAUCUGGCCGUUGUGGACGACUCUGAGGCGGAAGCGAAACCUCUGCCGUCCUUGCCUGACGCAGCCUAUCCGAUCACGGUCGCAUACCCGGUCCGAUGCACGCUAGAGCAACUGCGUCGAUACUUUGUGGAAAUGACCUCGCUGACGCUCGAAAUCCAUAUCACACCACAGCUGUCCGUCCUGGCCACGGUCUCGAAUCUCACAGAUCUGUUCCAGAAUCUAAACGGGACCUUUUCGGGCGUCUUUCCCUUCUCAACUGUAAUGCAGAAUGAUGACCCGCGUCUGGCCUCGGAAGCCCUAUUCAAGAAACGCGUCGUGCUCGGUAUGGUCGUCUUCCAGGCCUGGUCGCAGGAUACCUCGGAGGUGAACGAUUCUGACGAGGAAUCCGACUCGAUCUCGACGAACUCGAUGCUACAGAUGCUCGCGGAUAACGCUCCAGGGGGAAUGCCACCCCAUAUGCAUCCGUCGUACCACCAUCGGCAUUUGACGCACCAUCUCCAACCACAAAACCCACAACAGCGUCUUGUACUCCGCUCUGAACCCCAACCACAACAACAUCGCUCACACCACCAUCCACAACAGCAACAGCAUCCUCAACGUCAACAACAACAACAACAACAUCGGCCACAUCCUCAAACACAAAAUUCACUCAUGCCUCUUUACCCUCCUCCUCAACAGCGCAUUCCACCGCCUGUUGGACCAUCCCAGGUACCAUACCCACAGCACGAAUAUGACAGUAAUCCAGCCCGAUUCCGUCAACGCCCAAAUCCCACACAGCACCCUAUUUCACCGCCGCAUAUGCAUCGCCAACCGCUGACUGCAGGCACCCCCUCCAGGACGCAGUAUUCACACGUAGAACGAGGACAUCCAGCCCAGGGGCCUCCACCUCCAAUACAGGGACGCCCAGCCGAUCGCGAUAGUUUUGGACAUCGGAUUUCGAUGCGGUAUGAUGAAGACCCGCUGCAGGCUCAGGGAGAUCAGCGCAGGGUCCUCCCGCGUCCACAUACAAGCGUUGCCGCUGGUCCGCCCUUUCCCCGAGGCGACUAUCGAACUCGGGAAGAUCUGUAUCGGCCCUCCAGAGAACGUCUCACACACGCGGGCAGGUACCAUGAUCGCCAGGACUCUACUAUUGAAGAAGCCAGAGCGCAGGACCGUCGCCCUAAUGCGAGGAUUCCUGUACCAGGUGUUGGAACAUCGGGCGGUCCAUUUCCUCAGAACUACCGUCACCAUCACCAGCAACAGCAGCAGCAGCAGCAUCACCACCGUCAUCAUCACAGACAAGAGGUCCCGCCGUCAUCUGUAGAUGAUGAUACGAAUGCGUACAGUCAAGGCGGGCGAUCCAGGCCACGAGCUGGUGCGACUGCAGCAGCUAUUGGACGCCUCGACUCGGUCCUUGCUCGGGGACAAGAUCUUUUGCACGGUAUGAGAACUAGUCUUGCAUUGGAUCCCGAAGAGGUGCAGAAUAUGUCUGCACGAAAUAUCCGAUCCUCAGCUAUGCGAGAUGACCUCGAUGACGACCGGUUCAUUAUGCCUUAUCACGAGGUUCUCCCCUACUGGCCUGCCAAGUCGAGGUUCAGCCUCGAAAUGAGUAUUCCAACCGCAUAUUUGACCACCCGUGGUUUGCUCAAGGGCUCGAAACAAAAAAAGCACUCAUCUAUGCCUUUGAGCGGCUCAUCUCGCGACCCUACAUCAUCUGCUUCAGACAGAAGAGACCGAGACCGAGACCGAGACCGCUCUGAGACCCCACGUGCAUUCCAGCCCCGACAAAGUCGUCCCCCUGACGCUGAGUACAGCAUGCAACAAGGUCAACCAGGACCCUCUUCGCAGUACCCACAGGAGCGACGUGGUCGCAGCACCAGGCAGCAAGAGUACCAGCAGCAACCGCAGCAUCAACGACAACCAUGGGCGGAUCCGACACCAGUUUCUGCAUCCACGAUGUCGACGCCCCGACCGCUGAGGCGAUCUGCGAGACCGAUUCAAUUUGAGAAGCUCUCUUCGCGUUCGGAUCUAGCACGACUUCGCAUGGUCCAGGAAGAGUCGAUGCGUCCUCAGUACCAGUCCUUUGAACCCGAUCCUUCUGGUGCGGAUGUAGGUCAGUCCUCGGGAUAUGCACGUGAGAGAUUUCCGUUGCUGGACCAGCAUCCCUCUUCGCAAGCGCAACCAUCGCCGUACACAUCCGAGCGACAGCGCCAGCAGCAAGGCAGUAACUGGUCUCAGUACCAUCAGAACCAGUCGGCGGGUCAGCAGCGGUCUCCACGAAAGUCAAAGUCGUACCCUCCACCACCACCGUCCUCGCGGGGCCGUGGCUCACGAUCCAGUCGGAGAAGCCGUCGACGCUUGAGCUCGAACGAUCGAUUGCAGCUUAGGAUGAACCCCAAGGCCGGGGAUAUGCUGAAUUACAUCCCGGAUCUGUUCCCGAAUCGUAGCAUGUCUGGACUCCUCGUUCCGGAGUACAUCUCUUCCAGCAGCGGUAGCAGCAGGAUCAGCACUGGGAACAGCUCCUCGUCUGGUAGCACUGAGGAAGACGAGUACGGGUAUGGAUAUGGUGCUGGCGGUGGCGUGGAUAUGAGUGGACGCACGUCAAGGCUUCAGAAGCGUCCCCAUCGAUCGUACCGCCAUCAUCGUGAGGAUCAGCAACAGGCGAAGCGACAUCAGAGUCAGAGAUCGCAGAAUCAGCAAUCGCCACAUCAGCAGCGGGCAGAGAAAUCGAGGAGGCGACAUGCGCGCGGGAGCAGGGUGCAUCCGCAGCAUUUUAACUUCAAGGUCGAUUGCCAGUUGCAGUUGACGCCCGAGGUGAUGGCCGCGUGCAUGGUCGAGAACAUCUCGGUCGAGGUGUGGAAGUUGAAUAGCAAGCGACAGACCAUGAUUGAACUCGGGUCCGCAAAGUUACCGCUGCACAAGGUCUUGAGUCGGAUCAUGCACAAGACCGCGGUUAUGGGUCCACAAGCAGCAUCAGCGGCGGCGUCGAGCGCUUUGCCUAUGCCGGGGAGACAUUAUCCGGGUGGUAUGAGCUCUGCUGCAGGAGGAGCGCAGCGUAGAGGCGGUUAUGUUGGCGAGGGCCAUUCUAGGGCUGCAAAUGUUGGGUACAAGGAAGGAUGGCGACUGGAGCCCUCGGUGUACGAUAUCCGGUCCAGACAUGGCACGGUGAUCGGGCAGUUGGAUGCCCAUGUCUGGAUCCACCCACGUUCGCGAUCGGACUCCAUGGUCUCGGCGGCGGCGUGAUGAAGAAAAAAAAAAAGAAAAAAAAAGAAACGACAACACUCUAGAGAUGACGGAUUACGUCUGGACACGAAACGAACUGAAUGCCUUUCUUUUAUUGCUAAUUAUCCAUAGAAGUUCCUAUUUUUGCUGUUUGCUUCCUUUUGUUGCUCUUUCGUUUUACACCCUAAUAUGUCUGUUUCCAAUGCCUUUCUAUAUUCUUUUACAGCCUAAUUCUACAGAUAGAAGACGAUACUAAUCAGAUAAUACUACAUAUCAUAAUGCAAAUACAAUACAAUACGAUACAAGAG
Molecule: messenger RNA, 4581 nt
Organism: Gamsiella multidivaricata
Lineage: Eukaryota; Fungi; Mortierellomycota; Mortierellomycetes; Mortierellales; Mortierellaceae
Exons: 2
Coding region: 353-4294 (1313 amino acids)
Source: RefSeq, a predicted model, not a curated record